Messenger RNA from Drechmeria coniospora, 2169 nucleotides. RefSeq names its product NIMA-like protein kinase. The coding region runs from base 1 to 2169 and encodes 722 amino acids. Gene Ontology annotation, biological process: protein phosphorylation; chromosome segregation. Gene Ontology annotation, cellular component: centrosome; nucleus; cytoplasm. Lineage: Eukaryota; Fungi; Ascomycota; Sordariomycetes; Hypocreales; Ophiocordycipitaceae. The record is from RefSeq and is a predicted model, not a curated record. Gene Ontology annotation, molecular function: protein kinase activity; ATP binding. The transcript is spliced from 3 exons.
AUGUCGAUGUCGUCCGAGAGCAAGUACGACACGUUGGAGAAGAUUGGCCAUGGCUCCUUUGGCAUCAUCCGCAAGGUGCGACGCAAGGAAGAUGGCUUCAUCAUGUGCCGCAAGGAGAUCUCCUACUUGCGAAUGUCCCAGAAGGAGCGCGAGCAGCUCCACGCCGAGUUCCAGAUCCUCUCCCACCUCCGGCAUGCCAACAUCGUCGCAUACUACCACCGCGAACACCUCAAACUCAGCCAGGAUCUGCAUCUGUACAUGGAGUACUGCGGCAACGGCGACCUCGGCCGCGUCAUCAAGGACCUGCAGCUCAAGGGCCAGCACGCGCAGGAGAGCUUUGUCUGGAGCAUCUUUAGCCAGCUCGUCAUGGCCUUGUAUCGCUGCCACUACGGUGUCGACCCCCCCGACGUCGGAGCAAACGUGCUAGGCCUGGCGCAGGGCACCGCCAGCGCGAGCCCGAAGGUUCCGGCAGGCACCAUGACGAUUCUCCAUCGAGAUCUAAAGCCCGAGAAUGUGUUUCUUGGCGAGGACAACUCGGUGAAGCUCGGUGACUUUGGCCUUUCCAAGAUGAUCAAGUCGCACGACUUCGCCUCUACCUACGUCGGCACCCCCUUCUACAUGUCUCCGGAGAUCUGCGCGGCCGAAAAAUACACCCUCAAGUCGGACAUUUGGUCGCUCGGCUGCAUCAUGUACGAGCUCUGCUCACGCGAGCCGCCGUUCAACGCCAAGACGCACUUCCAGCUCGUUCAGAAGAUCAAGGAAGGCAGGGUGGCGCCGUUACCGGCCAUCUACUCGCCCGAGCUUUUCCAGGUGAUCAAGGAUUGCCUGCGGGUGAACCCCGAUCGACGGCCCGACACGGCGCAGUUGUUGGACUUGCCCGUGGUGAGACUGAUGCGCAAGGAGAAGGAGGUCGUCGACCUGAAUAAGUCGCUCAAGGCGAGGGAAGACUCGGUCAAGCGGAAGGAAAAGGAGCUCGAGGACAGGCUGGCGACGAUAGAUCGGGAAAAGGACCUCGUGCGCGACGAGGUCGACGCCUGCGUGCGCCGUGAAUGGGAGGUCAAGGCCCGACUCGAAAUUGACCGGCUCGUCAACGCCGAGGUCGACCGGCUGAAUAAGCGAUUUGAAGAAGAGGUCCGGAACCGCAUCGAUGCUGAGCUGCAGAAGAAAAAGACGGUCACGCUCGUGGCCGAGGAGCCGGCCGUGGAGGAGUACGCCUCGUCGUCGGCCAGAUCCGACUACCCCCAUUCCUCCAUCGGCGCCAGCAGCGACGACUUCCUGUCGACGACGGACAUCACCGAGUACUCCAUCGACAGCCCCGAAUCGUCCAAGGAGGCCAAACGCAGCACGCGGACGCCCUUUGGCCGGGCGCAGACGAUGUUUGCCGGGGCCACGGGCACGCCAAUGGACGUCGAGAUGGCCUCUCCUAGCCCAAUGGCCAUCGCCUCGCUCUCGCUCUCGCCGCGUCGGGGUGGCGCUACGAAGCCGCCCUCGACCCACGCGGCCAACAUCUUCGCGGCCAACAACGCCGUCCACGGCGACCCUAAGUGGGCGCUGCAUCGUGAGCCGACUUGCAUCGAGUCGGAUGACGACGACUUGAUGCCGUCUCCUACGCGACACAGAUCGGCAAAGAAUCCCUUCACGGCAAGGGACCGGCCAGUGCUGACGUCGCAAAAGUCUGGCCCGGUCAACCGUCUCAAGACGAAAGCUUCCUGCGCCGGUCUAGUUUCCAAGGCCGUCGCGGGAGCUGCGGCGAUGUCACAGGCUGAGUCUCGCACGCGCUCGCCGGCGCGUCCGCUCAGUAGAAUACCGUCCGUCGCCAGCCUGCAGUCGGAAGCAACGUCCAACGGUGGCGGUCUGAGCCGAAAGAACUCGAUGAAGAAGGACACCGGCAGCGCCAGCGGCGACAAUCUCAACAAGCUUGCGACGAAAAACAGCAUCAAGGGUCGGACGCUCGUCGAGCUGCAGCAGGCCCGCGCUGGGGGCCGUCAGUUGGGCGCAGCGGCGACGGACAACGCGAGCCCGAAGCGAGGGGCUUUCCGCGAUCGCGUGACAGGCGAGAGAAGGGCAAGCGGCGGAAGCGGAAGCGAGCCGGUGGCAGUCUGGGAUCCCGAGAGAGACGAGAUGCCGAGUCCGUUCCUCGUGCGACAGCGUCGAAUUGCAAGGGUGUAG